Anopheles maculipalpis is the source of this 1128-nucleotide messenger RNA. RefSeq names its product integrator complex subunit 12-like. Gene Ontology annotation, biological process: snRNA 3'-end processing. Bases 10 to 1128 code for a protein of 372 amino acids. Lineage: Eukaryota; Metazoa; Arthropoda; Insecta; Diptera; Culicidae. The transcript has a single exon. The record is from RefSeq and is a predicted model, not a curated record. Gene Ontology annotation, cellular component: integrator complex.
AACGCAAGCAUGGCCUCAACGUUGGACAUUGACCCAACGUUUAAACACGCGUUAAAACUACUUCACUCACCACACUCGGAUGCAACCGAAAAGAUUCGCAAUCUACUGGACGAGCUCAUCAAGCAACGAUACGGCAGUGGAAAAACGCUAAUUAACACCCUUAGCAAGAAACAUCUCGGCGAGGAACCGCUUGCAGGGGGAAGCAAUCUGUACGUGCGCAAGCAGAAAGUGAUUGAACCGAAACCCAUUCCCGUGAUCAAUCUGGAUCCGGAUCCGGAACCGAUGGCAGGCGGUACAAUCGAGUGUAUCGUUAGCGCCCCGGAAGCACUAACCAUGCCGCCAAUGCCGUCCGGCUCCAUUCUGAUCUCCACCUCCGACCUGGAGGGUAACGACGAGGACGACGAUGUCGUCAUGGAGGAAGACAAGCUGAAGGAGCUGGAAGAUCUGAUGUGUGUCGUGUGCCGCCUGAUGGACGUCAGUGCGCGGAACAGGCUGGUCGAGUGUGCCGACUGUCACGCUCUAUAUCAUCAGGAAUGCCACAAACCGGUCAUUUCCGAAGCAGACGCUAACGACGAGGAGAAUGCGUGGUACUGCACGUUGUGUCGCAACAAGCAGACGGUCACCAAGCUGCCGGUUACUGCGAUGGUAUCCACACCACCGAUUACCAUUGCAACGUCACCGUCACCUACGAUUAGCAGCUCAGCGUCAAAAGCAACGUCACAUUCGAAAAGCGCCAGCAGCAAAUCGGCCGAAUCCUCGUCCAGCUCUAGCUCGUCUAGCAGUAGCAAGCACAAAUCGUCCAAAAGUGGAAGCAAAUCGUCGGACUCUUCGCAUGAGCGUGAUAGGGAUCGUGACCGUGACCGGGGCGAACGGGAACGCGAUCGCGAGCGGGAUCGUGAUCGUGAUCGUGACCGCGACCGAGAGCGCGAAAGGGAUCGCGAUCGCUCAUCCAAAUCGUCUUCGAACAGUGGUGGUGGUGGGUCCUCGUCUUCGUCGGGAGGUGCUGGAAGUGCUGCCUCCGGUGCCGUCGGAACACCGAGCAUUAACAUUAUCAGUGCCGAUAAGCGGCUGCAAAUGAUGAAGAAAAAAGCCGCUAAAAUGCAGGACAGUAAACGCAAGCACAAAUAA